AUGGCUCUGUACAGAAACGCCAUAUACGCUGAAAAGGCUCUAGAUGCCGUGGAUUUGGGAAUAAUCUUCGAGCGGCUAGAUCUGCGUGAGCAGUCUCAACCAGACGAUGCAUGGGGCUAUGAGGACCUUCUUGUACAAGAAACCCUUGCUUACUUUAAAAACGAUUUCUUCAAAUGGAUUAACCAACCUGACUGUGACAGUUGUGGUGCAAAUGGGGACAAAGUAGAGUCAAUUGGGGUGGCAGGUCCACCAAUCGUGAAUCCUGAUGAGAUCAGUCGAAUUGAACAGUAUAAGUGUAAGUCAUGCGGAUCAAGGAUUGAGUUUCCAAGAAUCAACAGUCCAGCCAAGCUUUUGGAAACUAGACGAGGGCGCUGCGGUGAAUGGGUCAAUUGUUUCAUGCUCGUUUUGCAGUCGGUGCUUGGGCCCGAAGCUCAGCUCAGGUACAUCUGGAAUAUGGAGGAUCAUGUCUGGAGCGAGUACUACAGUAAAAAGCAGAAAAGGUGGGUUCAUCUUGACCCAUGCGAGAAUGUAUUUGAUGAGCCCUCGCUAUACUGUGCAAAUUGGGGCAAGAAAAUGAGCUAUGUCAUCGGAGUGGGCAAUUCCUAUAUCAUUGAUCUCAGCGACAAGUAUAUCACUGACGAAGCAAAGCGCAUACCAAAGCAUGAUGUCGUUUCAAACGAGGCAACGAUUCUGAAGUACAUAAAGCGGAUCAAUGCUCGUCUCAUGAUCAUGUUUUGGCACGAGAGCUUAGAUGACGGAGAUGAGUAUGACAAAUAUGAUAAGUUAUACGAACAGCUCAUUCUAGUUCACAACAAGGAAGUUGCGUCCCUAAAGGAUAGUUCUCACGCCCGCGUGGAAAAAACUAGCAUCCCAAAAGGAAGACAGACGGGUGAUGCCCUGUGGACCAAAGCUCGUGGCGAGGAUGGCGCCUAA
Molecule: messenger RNA, 933 nt
Organism: Candidozyma duobushaemuli
Lineage: Eukaryota; Fungi; Ascomycota; Pichiomycetes; Serinales; Metschnikowiaceae
Product: peptide-N4-(N-acetyl-beta-glucosaminyl)asparagine amidase
Exons: 1
Coding region: 1-933 (310 amino acids)
Biological process (GO): protein deglycosylation; glycoprotein catabolic process; protein quality control for misfolded or incompletely synthesized proteins
Cellular component (GO): cytosol; nucleus
Molecular function (GO): peptide-N4-(N-acetyl-beta-glucosaminyl)asparagine amidase activity
Source: RefSeq, a predicted model, not a curated record